Messenger RNA from Didymodactylos carnosus, 810 nucleotides. The record is from the annotation of a GenBank genome assembly. Lineage: Eukaryota; Metazoa; Rotifera; Eurotatoria; Philodinida; Philodinidae.
AUGGGCGCGAAUCCUUUUAGAUCACACACAUGUGGUUCUAGUGAUAAUACUUAUUGUUCGGAAAAUCCAACUGGAAAUCCACCUGGUUACGCAUGUUUUUGUCCAGAUAAUCAAUUUACAUUUAAUAAACCAUGUUCUGAACUUACCACAACAACUAAGAAAAUGACAACCACAACUUCAAACGGACCUAUUCUGACACCAAACGACUAUUUAUCCCCAAUCAAAGCAAUAAUUAAUGUGACAGAAAACGGAACGGUUGUAGAACGAAAUCAAGAUGCCACAUAUGGUCCUGGCGCUGGAGCUCGUGGUGCGAUAUUAAGAUCUGUUGGUAUCCAUCGAGUGAGAUUUCGUAUUGAACGAAUGUAUUUAAGCAGAAGACUGUUUAUUGGUGUUUAUUCGCCCCAUGCACUCACCCACCCUCUUUUCCCCAGUCAAACCUGCCGCUAUGCCGACUAUGAUGAGAUUGCAGCUUUACACUAUGAUGGAGGAUGGAAGUGUUACACACAAGCAUCCGGAUGGUUCGCUAAUGAUUCAAUUGCUGUGCGUGGCAAUACUUAUGACCAUUCAAAUCCAGCUGGACCGACGUAUACCAGCAACUAUGAACAAUACUACAUGACAAAUGAUGUUAUAACUUUAACUAUGAAUUGUGAAGAAGGCACAUUGACAUUGAAGAAUGAGCGUACCAAUAAGGAAUACCAUAUGUUUAUUGAUGAUGUUCAAAAUGAUGUGGGUCGAUUACCUUGGAAAUUAUAUAUUAAUCUAUACUAUCCAGGUGACAAAAUAAGACUUUUGUCAUCGGAAGAUGAUUGA